GCCGGAACGGUCACUCAGAGCCGGGAGUUCGGCAUUCUAGCCCCGCCCCUCAGGCAGCUUGGCCAAACCCCCGCGGCGGCGCAGGACGUCGCCGGGAUCUGUCCCAGAGACCACGUGGUCCCAGGAGGCGCCACUGCCUGCCAUGGGCGUGCAGCCCCCCAACUUCUCGUGGGUGCUGCCCAGCCGGCUGGCGGGGCUGGCGCUUCCCCGGCUCCCCGCCCACUACCAGUUCCUGCUGGACCAAGGUGUACGGCAUCUGGUGUCCCUGACGGAGCGCGGGCCCCCGCACAGCGACAGCUGUCCCGGCCUCACCCUGCACCGGCUGCGCAUCCCAGACUUCUGCCCGCCGGGCCCAGAGCAGAUCGACCGCUUCGUGAAGAUCGUCGAUGAGGCCAACGCCAGGGGAGAGUGGUCAAUCUGUCCAAUACAGAGGAGCCAAACAGACCAGAUGGCAUAUUCUCCUGUAAAUAAAGGGCAUGCUCUGUGCCAAGGAGUGGCAGUGCCAAGGACACCAAAGACAGCUCCCGCCACAGAAACAUGCAGGAUCCUCAGACGCGUGGAGGCUGCUACAAACGCCAGACCACCCUGGGUCCCAGGGCUGUCCUGGCAGGCACUCGCCAGCUGGAAACCCAGAGAAUAAUAAACCUUGGAGAGUAACAUGCUGAGUUCACCUGAAAAUCCAGCCUCUUCACUUUUAUAUGUAUAUUCGAGGCAAAGUCUGCAUGUGGGUCACCUAGAAACAUGUUUGAGGCUAUUCAUUUAUUCAUUAACUCUGUACAAAUUUAUUGAGUACUUUCCAUGUGCCAGGCACACUUGUAGGGGCUCAAAGAAAGCAUGAACAAAACACAAACAUCUUCACCCUCCUGAAGUGUGCACGCAGCAUUGUUUAA
This is a messenger RNA of Dama dama (fallow deer), 890 nucleotides long. RefSeq names its product dual specificity phosphatase 23 (gene DUSP23). The transcript is spliced from 3 exons. Gene Ontology annotation, biological process: cilium assembly; protein dephosphorylation. Lineage: Eukaryota; Metazoa; Chordata; Mammalia; Artiodactyla; Cervidae. Gene Ontology annotation, molecular function: protein tyrosine/serine/threonine phosphatase activity. The record is from RefSeq and is a predicted model, not a curated record. Bases 143 to 640 code for a protein of 165 amino acids.